This is a messenger RNA of Pestalotiopsis fici W106-1, 1611 nucleotides long. RefSeq lists its product as uncharacterized. The coding region runs from base 1 to 1611 and encodes 536 amino acids. Gene Ontology annotation, molecular function: FAD binding. The transcript has 3 exons. Lineage: Eukaryota; Fungi; Ascomycota; Sordariomycetes; Amphisphaeriales; Sporocadaceae. The record is from RefSeq and is a predicted model, not a curated record.
AUGAGAUCACCAAAUGAGCAAAGUCAAAAGCUUAGCGUCAUUAUAGUUGGCGGUGGUAUCGCUGGUUUGACUCUUGCAAACGCUUUACAGCAUUCUGGUAUCGACUAUGUUCUCCUCGAGGCUUACAGCGAACUUGCACCUCAGGUCGGCGCUUCUAUUGGUUUGAGUCCUAAUGGUAGCCGUAUUCUGGAUCAAUUUGGCUGCUACGAGCAAAUCUUAUCAACCGCAUCACGCAUCGACUGGAACGGAAGUCACAGUCCGGACGGGAAAUUGAUAAGGCCGCGUACUGAUGCUAUGCAACUGUUGAAAGCACGCUCAAACUACUCCAUGUGUUUUCUGGAUCGGCAGAACGUUCUCCAGGCCUUGGCAGACCGCAUAGAAAACUCGAAGAACAUCCUUCUAGAUAAACGCGUCAAAAACAUCUUCCACAGCACUGAUUCUGUAAGAGUCGACUGUGACGAUGGGACCUCUUACCAUGGUGACAUUGUUGUGGGGGCCGAUGGAACCCAUAGCGUCGUGCGCAAGGCAAUGUGGCGGACAGCAAGCUUGGAAGCUCCUGGCGAGAUUCCCGAAACUGAACAAGGCAGCAUGACAGCUGAAUACAAAUGUCUGUUCGGCAUAUCAACCGCAGUCUCUGGACUGCCUUCUCAUCACUUCGAUGUAACCUACAUCAAGGACUUGACACCUAUCAUCAUCACUGGAGAGGGCGAUCGUGUCUACUGGUUCCUCAUUGCCCGACUGGAUAAGGUUUAUCGUGAUAAAGAUAUUCCUAGAUACACACGACAGCAGGAGCUCGACUUCGUGUCAUCUCAUUUUGACAUCCCUUUGACUGAGGAUGGCAAGGUGCGGUUCAAGGACGUGUGGAAUAGGCGUGUGAGCAGUCGACUUGUCGCACUGGAGGAGGCCUUUUUCCCACACUGGACAUGGGGUCGUUUCAUCUGUAUCGGUGACAGCGUGCACAAAAUGACGCCCAAUGCCGGUUCUGGUGGCAAUGCAGCAAUAGAAAGCGCCGCUAGCCUGGCAAACUCACUCGACGAGCUCAUACGCCGGUUCCCCACUCAGAGGCCUAAUCUCGAAGAGGUACGAGCAGCACUAUUGAAGUGCCAGCAAGAGAGAAGUGAAAGAGCUUCUUCAACAGUGGCCAUGUCUGCUUAUGUCACAAGACUGCAUGCUGUACGGGGACCUCUGCAAAGACUGUUGGCAUACUAUGUGAUGCCUCAUGCCGGCGACCUUUUCGUGGAUCUCGGAUCGCUUGCAUGGAUAGGAGCCGUGAAAAUCAACUCUCUCAGUUUGCCGCCCCGAUCUCUGCUAGGUACAAUGCCAUUUAAUCCCGAGCAAGGGGUAGGGAAAUCUGAGAGUAUUGUGUAUCGCAUGUUAUGGGCACUUCCUCUAGUGCUUCUGGGAGUCUUUCACCUAAUGGUCCCACCAACUGCUCCGAAGCAUGGCAUAUGGGAUAUCCUCACAGGAUCGGAUUAUCCACCCAACGUUUGGCCUCCAUGUGGCGAUCUACUAUGGAGAGUCUCUGGUGCUAUGGACUUUGGCACGAUAUAUACCAUAAUGUUGAUCGAAUCUGCGAGAAGAGCACUGGCGCUCACUCCAAUGAGCUUGUGA